Messenger RNA from Symphalangus syndactylus (siamang), 7089 nucleotides. RefSeq lists its product as uncharacterized. The record is from RefSeq and is a predicted model, not a curated record. NCBI's taxonomy places the organism in Eukaryota, Metazoa, Chordata, Mammalia, Primates, Hylobatidae.
AUGGAAAGAAUAUAAGCUUAUAUGCAGACAUGUGACCUUACUUGCUGAAUAUAGACAUACUACCUUACUUAUGGAAUGUCUUUCAGUUCCUCAAACUGAAAUAUGCCUCAAAGAACAUUUUAAAAGUUCAAAUAUUCUCAGAUCUGUCCUUUCAUCUGGUAUCAGCAAUAACCCUAUGAGCACAGGGCAGGGGAAUGGGCAUUAUCCACUCUAUCCCUCAAAAGUUCUCCACAAUAUGCCCAUUUUUCCACUAUACAUAGGCUUAUAUCCCAAACAAGUUACAAUUAUUCAUUCAACAAAAAUUUUUUUAAGCUCCUAUUAUGCAUUAGGCAAUGUUUUAAGGCAUUAACUUUCUCCCUCUGUGCUUUCUCAAAGUGUUUCUCCUAUUUAACUUUUUUAAAAAAAUAAGGGUGAAAUAUUACACAAUUUACUCAAAAGUCACCCUAAAACUAAGGCAUUUUCUACAUGUCUUUUCCUAGGAAUUUUCCAUUUCUGUAUUUAUUCACACUCAUGGAAAUAUCAGUUAUCCAUCAGCUCAAAUUAUAACCUCUAUGAGAGCGAUCCCCAAAUUUCCCUCUCUAAAUCUAACUUCCUUCCUAAACACCAGGCUUAAAUUAACAAAGCCCUCCCAAGAAUCUUCGCCUUAAGGUGAAUAUAUCAAAAUCUUAAAAAAUUAGCAAGUAUCUCCACAAACACAGACACAGACACACACGCACACUCACACUUCUCUUCCUCUUUAUUGUUAAUAACACCAGCAUCCUUCCUAGUGUCCAGACCUGAAAUUUCAAAAGCAACUUUGACUCCUUCUUGUGGUGUUUUUUAUUUACGUAUGUGGUUGUGUUUAUAUACGAUAUUUUUAAAAAUAGGUUUUCAUCCACAGUUCCCAGCUUAUAACUCCCACAGCCCUUUGUGUUUGUCUUGAGACUGGGUAAUUUGUAAAGAAAAGUGGUUUAUUUUGGCUCAUGGUUCUGCAGGACUACAGAGGAAGCAUGGUGCUGGAAUCUGCUUUCAGUGAGGCCUCAGGAAGCUUUUACUCAUGGCAGAAGGCAAAGGGAGAGCUAGCAUAUCACAUGACCAGAGAGAGCAAGAGAAGGGGGGAGGAGCCAGGCUCCUUUAAACAAGUAGUCCCCUCUGGCACCAGGGACUGACUGAUUUAGUGGAAGACAAUUUUUCCACAGACGAGGGGUCAGGGGAGAUGAUUUCAGGAUGAAACUGUUUCAGCUCAGAUCAUCAACCAUUAGAUUCUCAUAAGGAGUGCACAACCUAUAUCCCUCACUUGAGGAGCUCACAAUAGGGUUUGCGCUCCUGUGAAAAUCUAAUGCUGCUGCUGAUCUAAGUUCUGCUGAUCAGAAGGUGGAGCUCAGGCAGUAAUGCUCACUUGCCUGUGGCUCACACCUCCUGCUGUGUGGCCCAGCUCCUGACAGGCCAUAGACAGGUACCAGUCCAUGGAGCAGGGGUUGAGGACCCCUGCUUUAAACAACCAGCUCUCGCCCGAACUCAUUACCACAGGGGAGGGCAGCAAACCACUCAUGAGGGAUCCACCUUUAUUAUCCAAACACCCACCAGACCCCACUUCCAACAAUGGAGGUCUCAUUAAAUACGAGAUUUGGAGGGGACACACAUUCAAGCUAUAUCACCCUUGUUACAGUCUUUUAUUACAAUGUUUGGUGUGUUAGGCCUCAGGAAACAAUAUCCCUGACCUUCUUCUGCCCUCCUUUCAUCUGCACCAAGGCAGGACUCUAAUUUUCCUCCAUUUUUCUGACUGUGGGUCAUUAAUGCCCUCAUUUCAGAGAGGGUCCUGUGGGGGGCCUUCCUAUUGGGGAAAGUGCUGAUGUCAUGAAAAUUCCAGAAAAAACCAAAAGGACUGGCUUCACAGCUGAACAUGUGAAGGUGGGCAAGAAGGUGAGCAAGAACUCAUCCACUUGCUGGGAGAGUGGCAUACCCUAACUCCACAGAAACAGAGGCUCCUACCUUUGGGACCCUUCCAGACCUUGCCCUAUGGCAUCCAGACCUUGCCAUAUGGCUGUUUACUUGUAUCCUUUAACAUAUCCUUCAUAAUAAACCAGUAAACGUGUUUCCUUGAGUUCUGUGAGUAGCUCUAGCAAAUUAAUCCAACCCAAAGAGGGGGUUGUGGAAACCCCAACUCGAAGCCAUCUGGUAGAAGUUCCAGAGAUCCAGACUUACAACCAGUGGGAAGGAGGGCCCAGACCCCAAGACUGAGCCCUUAGCCAUUGGGAUCUGACACUAUCUCUUGGUAGUGCCAGAAAUGAAUUGAAGGCCAAUUAGCUGGUGUUCACUGUAGAACUGAUUGCUUAUUUGGCAGGGAGAAAUACCGUGCCAUUUGGACACAGAAGUCUUCUGUGUUGAUUGCUGUGGUGUAAGGGCAGAAGAAAAACAAUUUGAGAGUUUUUCCUAAACACUUCUUAUCUUCCUAGCCAUAAAACUACUGCCAACUCGUAUACUGCACCUCUAGUAUCAUUGAAAUUAUUCUCCAGUUUUCCAUUCCUUCAUUCAUUACUACCCUCUCCAUAUCAUACUGUUCCAACCCUUCCUACAACUAGGGAAAGAUUUAUCUCCCUAAUAGGCUCUUUCUUCAUAAACCACAGGCUUAAUUAUUUCACUCUAAUAGCUCAGAAGUGUACAAAUGGCUAUUCAAUAACAAAUAAAGCACAAACUAUUCACCAUGGCAUUCAAAAGCCACCAUGAAAGGCUCCAGCCUCCCUUCUAGCCAAAUCAGACUAUGUGUAACUCUACAAAUACUACCUUGUUUCACCAUGUCUUUUCACAAUACAGUCAUCAUUCGAUUUUUGCUUGUCAAAACACUAUUCUAUGUUGAGUUACAGGGAAAAGUAUACUUGCAUAAAGCCAUUUUUAAUCCCCUUUCACUGAAUACAUUACCUCCCUCUGAUAUGGCUGCUCUGUAUCCCUACCCAAAUCUCAUGUUGAACUGUUACUCCCAGUGUUGGGGGAGGGACCUGGUGGUAGAUGAUUGAAUCAUGAUGGCAAAUUUCCCCUUACUGUUCUCGUGAUAGUAAAUUCCCACAAGAUCUGAUAGUUUAAUCAAAGUGUGUGGCACUUCCCCCCUUUACUCUCUCUCUCUCCUGUCACCAUUUGAAGACGUUCUUGCUUCCCCUUUGCCUUCUGCCAUGAUUGUAAGUCUUCUAAGGCCUCUCCAGCCAUGACUCCUGUACAGCCUACAGAACUGUGAGUCAAUUAAACCUUUUCUUCAUAAAUUACCCAGUCUCAGGUAGUUCUUUAUAGCAGUAUGAGAACAAGAUAAUACAGAAAACUGGUACCAGAGAAGUGUGGCACUGCUAUAAAGAUACCUCAAAAUGUGGAAGCAACUUUGGGACUGGGUAAUAGGCAGAGGCUGAAACAGUUUGCAGGGAUCAGAAAAAGACAGGAAGAUGUGAGAAAGUUUCAGACUUCCUAGAGACUUGCUCAAUAAUUGUAACCAAAAUGCUGAUAGUGAUAUAGACAGUGAAAUCCAGGCUGAUGUGGUCUCAGAUGGAGAUCAGGAACUUAUUGGGAACCAGAGUAACGGUCACUCUUGCUAUGAUUUAGCAGAGACUGGCAGCAUUGUGCCCCUGCCCUAGAGAUGUGUGGAACUUUGAACUUGAGAGAUGAUUUAGGGUAUCUGGCAGAAGAAAUUUCUAAGCAGCAAAGCAUUCAAGAUGUGACCUGGUUUUUUUCUAAAAGUAUAUGCUCAUAUGUAUGAAGAAAGAGAUGGUGUGAAAUUGGAACUUAUGUUUAAAAGGGAAGCAGAACAUAAAAGUUUGGAAAUUUUGCAGCCUCACCAUGCUAUAGAAAAGAUAAAACCAUUUUUGGGGGAGAAAUUCAAGCUAGUGGCAGAAAUUUACAUAAAUAACAAAAAGCCAAAUGCUAAUAGCCAAGACAAUGGGGAAAAUGUCUCCCAGGGCAUGUCAGAGAUCUUCAUGGCUGCCCCACCAGUACAGGCCUGGAGGUCUAAGAGGGAAAAAUGGUUUCAUGGGCCAGUCCCAGAGCCCUGCUGCUAAGUACAUCCUUGGGACUUGGUGCCCUGCGUCCCAGCCACUCCAGCUCCAGCUGUGGCUGUGGCUAAAAGGGGCCAAUGUACAACUCAGGCCAUGGCUUCAGAGGGUGCAAGCCACAAGCCUUGGUGGAUUCCACAUGGUGUUGGGUCUGUGGAUGCACAAAAGGCAAGAGAAGAGGUUUGGGAGCCUCCACCUUGAUUUCAGAGGAUGUAUGGAAAUGCCUGGAUGUCUAGGCAGGACUCUGCUACAGGGGCAGAGCCCUCAUGGAGAACCUCUACUAAGGCAGUGCAGAGGGGGAAAUGUGGGAUUGGAACCCUCACAGAGAGUCCCCACUAGAGCACUGCCUAAUGGAGCUGUGGGAAGAGGGCCAUCAUCCUCCAGACCCCACAAAGGUAGAUCCACUGACAGCUUGCACUGUGUGCCUACAAAAGUCGCAGGCACUCAAUGCCAGCCCAUUAAAGCAGCUGUGGGAGCUGUAUCCUGCAGAGCCAUGGGGCAGAGCUACCAAAGGCCUUAGGAGGCCACCCCUUGCAUCAGCGUGCCCUGGAUGUGAGACAUGGAAUCAAAGGAUAUGGGAGCUUGAAGAUUUCAUGACUUCCCUGCUGGGUUUCAGACUUGCAUGGGGCCUGUAGCCCAUUUGUUUUGGCUGUUUCUCUCAUUUGUAACAGGAACAUUUACCCAAUUCUCAUUGUACCUUGGAAGAAACUAACUUGUUUUUUAUUUUACAGGCUCAUAGGUGGGAGGGACUUGCCUUGUCUCAGAUAAGACUUUGGACUUUUCAGUUAAUGCUGGAAUGAGUUAAGACUUUGGGGGACUGUUGAGAAGGCAUGAUUGUGUCUUGACAUGUGAGAAUAAUAUGAGAUUUGGGAGAGGCUGGGGAAAAUGAUACGGUUUGGCUCUGUGCCCCCACCCAAAUCUCAUGUUGAAUUGUAAUUCCCAGUGUUGGGGAGGGGACCUGGUAAGAGGUGACUGGAUCACGGGAGCAAAUUUCCCCUUGCUGCUCUCGUGAUAGUGAGUUCUCACAAGACCUGAUGGUUUAAAAGUGUGUGGCACAUUCCCCUUUACAUGCUGUCUCUCCUGUCACCAUGUGAAGAUGUGCUUGCUUCCCCUUUGCCUUCUACCAUGACUGUAAGAUUCCUGAGGCCUCCCCAGCCAUGCUUCCCGUACAGCCUGCAGAACUGUGAGUCAAUUAAACAUUGCUUCUUUAUAAACUACCCAGUCUCAGGUAGUUAUUUAUAGCAGUGUGAAGACAAACUAAUACACGCUCCUUUAAAAUCCUCUGCAUUUAGAUAGCAAUCUUCGUCUAUCUCAUUGUACUUUUUUACAUGUUCCCCUAUAUUGGCCAUAAACUCCUCUUCUAACAGGCCAAAUUUUGCUGAUUUUUAUAUCCCCUAUAGCAUUCUCAAUACAGUGCUUUGCAUACAGUAGGGAAUCCACAAAUAUUUGUGGCGGUUAUAAUAAAAGCUCGGGUAGAACUGUUCUCUGGAUUUCUAUAUGAUAUAUGAAAGCACCCUUCAAAAUGCCAAGAACGUAUUAGCCCAGCAAUGAAUCUCAACCUAAUGGUAGUACCAUUACUCUAAAUAUCCUUUAGAAAACUGUUUCAUUACAACUAUCUAUUAUAAAAGGGGGAUAUCUGAAAAAGCAAAGCUCUAAAAGAAAUGGGAAAAAAUGAGCUUAAGAGUGAGAAAAACAGCCGGGCGCAGUGGCUCAAGCCUGUAAUUAUAGAAAUUUGGGAGGCUGAAGUGGUUGGACUGCUUGAGCUCAUGAGUUCAAGACCAGCCUGGGCAACAUGGCGAAACCCUGUCUCUACAAAAUGUACAAAAAUUAGCUGAGUGUGGUGGUAUGCGCCUGUAAUCACAGCUACUCAGGAGGCUGAGGCAUGAGAAUUAAUUGAACCCAGGUGGCAGGGGCUGCACUGAGCUGAGAUCGUGCACUCCAGCCUGGGCAACAGAGCAAGAUUCUGUCUCAAAAGAAAAAAAAAAAAAAAGAGCAUGAGAAAAACAGUCUUAUUAGGGAAGAAGGUCAUAUUUUCCUUAAAAACAGAAGAGAUAAAAGAUAGGUGGAAACACAAUGUCUACAAUCAUGGAAUAGCAAAAGAAUAUACAGUUGCCUCACAGUAAAAAGUAGAGAAAAUUAUUUUAAGAUGAAAUAUCUGGGAUGGAAAAAGCUUUCAGAUAUCUAGUCUAAUUCCUUAAGGUCACAAAUAAGCAAAGUGAUGAGUGAACUUGAAAAUAUGUAAUUUUGAUUCUCCCUAUAAAGUAGUAACCGAGGCCAUCUAAUGAGGAAGAAGAUAGGCCUUAAGCAGUGUGGUAAAAUGGCAAAGCAGAGCAGCUAAGGGGAAUAUAUUAAAAGUCUGGAAGGCACGAACAAAAGGACUGCAAUAAGAGCACCAUGUAAUAAAAGCACAGAUGAAGUUAGCACAAAUUUGUGGUAUCCACCAGGUGCAGUGGCUCACAUCUGUAAUCCCAGCACUUUGGGAGGUUAAGGCAGGCAGAUCACAUGAGGCCAGGAGCUCAAGAACAGCCUGGCCAACAAGGUGAAACCCCAACUCUACUAAAAAUACAAAAAUUAGCUGGGUGUAGUAGCACACGCCUGUAAUCCCAGCUACUCGGGAGUCUGAGGCAUAAGAACUGCUUGAAUCCAGGAGGUAGAGGUUGCAGUAAGCGGAGAUUUUGCCACUGCACUCUGGCCUGGGCAACAGAGCGACACUCUUUUUCAAAAAAAAAAAAAAAAAAAAAAAAUGUGGUAUCCAAGUAGCAGAGUCAGGUGACUUUUCCUAUAAACUCAGAUUCUUGGCACUUCAGAGCCACUUUAAUUUCCAAAGCUCUUUUUCUCACAUGGAAGAAGAAAUCAGUGAGUCCACAAGUUACCAGAAAACAGCUUUGUAUCUAUAAUUGUGAGAGGCUUUGACAGUUUAUGUGCAGGAAGUUCCCCAAAACAGGGAUGCUGAGGCACAGGGUAUUAAAAACAGAUACAGGAAGGACCAUGCAACUUCCUUACUCCCACUCUCCAUGUUCUCAAUUCUCAAGUCUCUGUGGGACAGGUCUAGAAAUUUCAGAGAAGAAAGAUAUUUAGA